Molecule: messenger RNA, 363 nt
Organism: Dovyalis caffra
Lineage: Eukaryota; Viridiplantae; Streptophyta; Magnoliopsida; Malpighiales; Salicaceae
Source: the annotation of a GenBank genome assembly
AUGCUUGCUCAGCCACAUACCCUGCUCUACCCAUCCAUCUGCUGGACUCUGCAAGUUAUCGAGCCCAAGGAUGGAUCUUUGGUCACAGGCAAUGGGGUAGCGCCAGUGGAUUCUCAGGGUGAAGUAGUUGAGGCAGGGAAUGAAGAGGAUCUAGACACAGUAGCUUGUCCACGGCAGGAACCGCAGCUCUGUUGCAACGACAUUCCUAUAGUAAGCUGGAAAGCAUUUGUGCGGUCAAGUAGGAAGACCUCAGUCAGCAAAGAGCAAGACCUAACCAAAGAAGAUCGUACACAAGAUGGAGGUGUUGGUCUUGGUCUCUAUCAGGAAAGCUCUGGUAGUACAGCCACUCCCAAUCCCAUGUAG